UUUAUGCCAUACCAAUAAUGGUUUAUUACCGUUUUCACAGCAGUUUACUUUUAUUGGCAUUUCUGGUUUUCAUUAAAGUAAAAUAGUGCAAGAAAACACGAAAUAAAAAAAUCAGUUUUUUUCGCAUCUAUCAUCAGCUAUUUCCAUCAUUCGGCCCUCUGGUUGAUUUAUUAGUAGGAAACUCAGUAUAGUAUAGCUUGGUGUUGGUAAAGAAUUUUCUAGAAAACAGUUGAUAUUUAUUGCGUUGUUUCUCCGAAUCCCAGAAGAAACCUGCCAAUCUAAGGAAGGAAAAAAAACGUCGCGCAACCCAGCAACAAAAAAUCGUCGGGACGAUGCCAGAGUGGGCAGAAGUAAAAAGGGAUAGCAGGCUCGCAAUCGAACCAGCCACGGUGGCAGCAUUGGAGGUCGCUCUAGAAGCUGAACAGGAAACCGAACAAGGCAGUUCAGCCGCAUCCAGUGAGUCUUCGUCACCGUCCAAAAGUCCAUCCUGUCAGGCUAACGGUGCUCAACAGCAACACAUGGAGGAAUUGAAGGAUGCCAGCAUUCAUCAUACGGCAUUGAAGCUGUCCGAAGAUAUCAAAGCUAUGAAAAUCUAUGGCAGUUUAUAUAAGAUGGUGCAGAAGCUCGCGUGUUCACCCGAAGUAGACAAGGACGAUAUGAAGCAUACCCUCGAAGCAGCCAUAAAAGCGAACGGUCUGGAAACCGAAAUUCGCAAUGUUAUCUAUCAUCUGAUUAGGAAUUCCCUCAAAACAGAAACAAAACAAACGGUACCGUCCAGUGAUCCGCUGUACUAUCUACGCCGGGCGGGUGUCCAAUGGGAAAGACGCGUUCGUAAAUCUCUUAACUCCAUGUGCUCCGAAUCGAAAGCUCAGCUUCAAGGACAGACACGUUCCGCAACAGAUCGUGAAGAAUUUCUGACUAAAUGGGACGAACUAAGCAACUACCAGAUCGAUCUGACCAACUAUAGACCGGUGUAUGCUCCGAAAGAUUUACUCGAUGUUCUUCUCUCCCUGAAAGGCCCCGUCAAACAGGACGAAACAGAGUACAGAAAAUAUUUCCGCUUCUCGUCACAACAAAUAGCCAGCAAACUUAAACUUAUCAAAUCGUUUUUCAGUUUUCUUCCCAAGUGGGAAUUUUCGCACAUUUCACUCCCGGUGAAAAAUCUCUUCGAACUGCGAUUGCAUUUCUCUGAACUUCUGCGUAACGAUAACGGCGGUGGCACCGACUGGGCGGUCACAUGUCAGAAGAUUCUCAAGACGCGCCAUGCUCCUCUAUGUCAGCAAGCGCUGAAGAAAGGCAUUACUCCACCUCCCCUGCGGGGACAUCUUUGGGCCUACGUACUUGGCAGCCAGGUGGAAGCGUAUCAUACUGAGCAUUGGGAGGGCUUGAAGCAGUCGGUUCUGACGACGGAGUCCAUAGUGGAUAAACUCGUUUUCAAAGAUGUACAGUUGACGGCAACUAAUGACGAUCGAUAUUUUGUAUUCGAGGAUGUGUUGUAUCAGAUUAUGUUAUGCUUUAGUCGAGAUUCGGAAAUUAGCCAGAUGAUUCAAACGGAGUUUACCAAUUCAGCUAAAGUGAAGCAAUACGAAGGUCCGGCUUGUGGGUUCGUGCCAUUUCAUGGGAUAUGCAUGCUGGCAGCACCGUUCUGUUACUUGUACGAUAAUCCUGUGUCACUAUACUUCACAUUCCGUGCAUUCUAUGUGCGCUAUUGCCAUCGCUUGACAACGAUUAAUACUCAUCCACAGGGAAUAGUUAGUUUAUGCUUGCUGUUCGAAAAGCUUCUCCAAACCCACGAACCUCAACUGUGGUCGCACUUUCGGGAACUGCAAAUUCAACCCAUUCGAGUGGUAUUCAAAUGGCUAAUGCGUGCAUUCAGCGGACAUCUUCCUCCGGAGCAGCUGUUGAUUUUGUGGGAUUUGAUAUUGGGAUAUGAUAGUCUAGAAAUCUUAUCUCUUCUGGCGCUGAUAAUAUUGAGCUUUCGUCGAGAAAGUCUCAUGCAAGUAGUCACACUGGAAAACAUUGAAGCUAUUCUGUCGGAUUUAUCAUCGGUCAAGGUGCUCCCGUUAAUACAACUCACCUUAUCGCGAGACUGAGUGCUAAGGAACUUUUUUAUGUUAGAAAAUGACUGAUGGCGAAAGACCUUGACAGCAUAAACGGUUAUUAUAAUACAACGUUUUGUUACAACCUUCAAAAUGUCAUGGUAGCAACAGAUGAAACCAUAUUCAUGGCUAAUCCAUUUUCAUAUUACAUUUUGAUGGAAAAUUAUUUGUAGGAAAUAUAAAAAAAUCAAAAUGAGCCAUAAUCGCAACUGUAGAAAAUAUAUAUUUAUUGCAAUGAGUUAAAACAGCAAACAUAUUAAAACACCGUGUAUAAUAAUACAUUUGUAAUACAUUAUGCAAUUCUACUAGUUACCUAUAGCCUUCACAAAAUAUUAAAAAUAUAUUA
Molecule: messenger RNA, 2445 nt
Organism: Armigeres subalbatus
Lineage: Eukaryota; Metazoa; Arthropoda; Insecta; Diptera; Culicidae
Product: TBC1 domain family member 19
Exons: 7
Coding region: 333-2093 (586 amino acids)
Source: RefSeq, a predicted model, not a curated record